Messenger RNA from Toxotes jaculatrix (banded archerfish), 3367 nucleotides. It is a transcript of the gene clmpb, whose product is annotated as CXADR like membrane protein b. Gene Ontology annotation, cellular component: cell surface; membrane; cytoplasmic microtubule. Bases 300 to 1475 code for a protein of 391 amino acids. The record is from RefSeq and is a predicted model, not a curated record. The transcript has 7 exons. NCBI's taxonomy places the organism in Eukaryota, Metazoa, Chordata, Actinopteri, Toxotidae.
CUGAGACAACACGUCCCACGCCAGAGCCAGACAGCCAGGGAACUUUGAUUUGACGCCAAGUAGCCUGCGAUGAAAAUGACGAUGAGGAGAAAGAGCCACGUUUCUUCUUCUCGGGAGGUGUAGAUAUGUCGGGCGUGUGCAACAUAUGAUGCCCUUGGACUCACAUGCUCAAUGAAGAUUUAUUUGCCUCUGAUUUCGCUCCUUAAUUCGCUGAUGGUGCCGCUUCGUUGUGCCUGCACUUAGGUCAGCCGAAUGAAUUUGAAGGCAGUCUGAGCGCAUUGUUUCCAGCUCCGUUGCAUAUGGGAUUUCCAGCCGUGAUGUCUGCAAUAUUUCGCUCUUUGUUUCUGGCUCUAUUCAGCCUGCUGUCAGUGGGUGCCCAGACGGAGAUGAAGAAGGUCGUUGGGGACAAUGCCACCUUACCAUGCCACCACCAGUUCCCAUCGUCCAACUCUCUUGACAUCGAGUGGCUGCUGCAGAAACCAAACUCCAAACAGAGAGUGAUCAUUACCUUCUUCGGGGGCCAGGUGUACACCAAUGAGGCAACCGGCAGCGAGGCCAGCCGUCUGUCCUUUGCUGGGGAGUUCCUGGGCGGAGAUGCCUCCCUGCUCAUCAGUGACCUGCUGCUGACCGACUCUGGGGAAUACUACUGUAAAGUCAAGACGGGGGGAAAGUACCAUUGGAGCCAGGUCAACCUCAUUGUGCUGGUCAAGCCUUCCAAGCCAAGGUGCUGGAUGGAUGGGAAACUCUUGGAGGGAAGUGAUGUCAAGCUGAGCUGUAAGUCCAGCGAUGGUUCAGACCCCAUCAGCUACAAGUGGGAGCGAGUGCUGGACAAAGGCAAGAGUCUGGGCAAACUGCCAAACCUGGCACUGAUAGAUCUCAAGAACCCAGAGAUCGUGACCCUUAGGAAUCUCACCAUGGACAGCACAGGUGUCUAUAGGUGUACAGCAAGCAACGACGUGGGAGAGGAAAACUGCACAAUCGAGGUCACAAUGCAGCAUGUGAGGGAUGUAGGUAUGGUAGCAGGUGCAGUGGUGGGAAUAUCCCUCGGUGUCCUUAUUGUCAUAUUAAUCAUCUGGCUCGUCUUCCGGAAGAAAGAGAAAAAGAAGUACGAGGAGGAGGAGACGCCAAAUGAGAUCAGGGAGGAUGCAGAGGCUCCCAAGGCCAAGCUAGUGAAGCCCAACUCCCUGUCCUCAUCCCGCUCUGGCAGCUCGCGUUCCGGAGCCUCCUCGACCCAGUCUAUGGUGCAUAACAGUGCUCAGCGUGGUCACCGCCCCCGCCCGCCUGCUGUAGCAGCUCUCAAGGAAAAUGGGCAGCCUCCAGGCUUCCCCCAGUCCCCUCCAGCCUACACCACAGUGGUGCCCCCCAAGACCCCCGAGCCCCCUGCCACUCCCAAAUACAACUCUAGGAACAUGUCUGGGCCCACACCCCCAACCCUCAUGGUCCCUGCCCAGACCAAGGCCUUUCAGACUGUGUAGGACUGAAAGCCAAGCCCUUCCUGCAGCCAUGUGAGACUCCCAUCCCUGCCCACGCCCCCUAGCCCCCUCCUAAAGACUCUUCUAUAAACAAAGAAAUGCAACUAGUUAAAAGGAUGUAAUUAAAAGAAUCAAUAUUAUAAGUCCAAAAGUACUUUUAAUGAAUGCAUACUUAAAAAGGGAAAAUAGGACAUGCUUGCCCCCUACUGAAUUACAUAAAACAACAAAACAAAAGAAAAAACAAGACCCGAGAUGCAACUGUUUGUGUCUCAUGGCUAAAGGCAGAACUUAUUUUUCGAGUUCCUUCUUUUGGCUUUGGAAGACACAGGGAAGCACCAUGUGCAUCGAGGUGGAAUGAGCCCCCUAGUAGAGCUUUUAUUUAUUUAUCAAAUCAAAGGGUUAGGCAUGCAAUGGAGAAAAAGAGGCAACAAAGGGAAAGCUGGGUAAUAAAGUAGACCCAAACUCUGAGCCAGGUACCAGUGGAGUCCUACAGCUGUUGAGCUUCGCUUGUCAACAAAUGCAAGAUGGAUGGAUACAAGCAGGGAGAAAACAUGGAGGAAGAAAACUGCAAGAGCGUCAUUCUGUGAUUCCUGUCACCCCGCGCCUCCGACUUGCUGCUUCCAGCACCUGCUCUGAAACCACAAACCCCUUUGCCUCCCGUGGGCUGGGCCGAUUGUGCCCAUCCAUGUGGACAGACACAGAGCGCGCGGCGUGUGCAUCAUCUGCCUCAGUGCUCUCGGUCUUUUUGUGCUCUCAUAACGAACCGGCAAGAAAGCACAGCGGCCCAGAGACUGAAUCAGCUGGCUCACAAACAGCUCAUCUGCUUUACCAAUCAGAAGGGGAAACUUCAGGUACAAGGAUGUAGCAUUGGCAGUGGAGUCAAAUCAAUGGAGUUGUUACCCCCCUUCCACAUUGUGUCUACAUCUAUGGACAUCCUUUUCUGGUACUGAAUAUAUUCCCUGAUUAAUUAAAUAGUAUGUAUUAGGCAGCAAGUCAAUAGCAAGUCAAUACUUAAAAUAUAGGGGAUAAGCAUCUAGUAGAACAGCAGGACUUGUUUUUCUUUUCUUUUGUUUCUGUUUUCCUGUGUCUCUUCUCUGUGAACAGGUUGUAAAGGGUGACAGACAGCUACGUGUCCAUUCAUCCAUAUUAAGAAGUGCCACCAAUCCCUAGGAUGGGUUACUAGUGUUGCUUUUUUUACUCUUGUGUUUACCUGUUACAUUUCUGAAGUGAAACCAAAAUCUGUCACCAUGAAUGUGUGAUGUGCAAAGAUGGUGGAUUCUAUUAUUUUCAGCCUCCUAUAAGAUAGCAAAUCAAUAUUCAAGCUAAGGCACAAAGAAUUGACCUUGAUGUUCAAUUUUACCUUUACAAAGUCUGAAUGAAGGGAAGGAGUAUGAUUCUGGAGACUUUAAUUGUAAAGGGUGUGUAUGGUAUCACUGUCAGUACUCUCCCUGGAUCCAUAACAAUGGAGUGGCACUUGAUUGCUGUCUCGAUGAAUCAGCGUGUCCUGCUUGGUUAUUGGUUGAGCUGUGCUAUCAGCCAAUCCCCGCUUUGUCGUAUCCUCAGACAGACCCAGAGCAGUGUGAUUGAAAGUAGCUGAAAAAAAAGGGCAAGUAGCCUAUCUAGUGUGCCUUUGCAAUCCCUCUUCCCUUUGAUGGUUUCUUUCUUUGUCCUUAUCUUCAGCACACCAGUGGUUAAGUCUCUGUUCACAUCCAGCUUUGAGGGUCAACAGCAGCAAAUACUGAGAGAUACAACUUCACAAACUUGCCCUAGUAAUAACAGAUGCAGCCUAGGGAGCGCCAAGCAGAGUGAAUUAUCCGUAGUGAGAAAGCAAUCCCAUGUCAUGGGACAAUGUACUGUAUAUUCUGUAAUCAGUCUUGUUUUAUAUUGUACAUACA